Haplochromis burtoni (Burton's mouthbrooder) is the source of this 3513-nucleotide messenger RNA. RefSeq lists its product as uncharacterized. The coding region runs from base 388 to 945 and encodes 185 amino acids. Lineage: Eukaryota; Metazoa; Chordata; Actinopteri; Cichliformes; Cichlidae. The transcript has 2 exons. The record is from RefSeq and is a predicted model, not a curated record.
UGAUGAUAAACACACAGCUACUCAACAUUAGCCUGAUGCGCCUCAAAGCAGUCGACAUUUUAUUUCUCUUUAUUUUUCAACAAACUGUCACUUUUAGGACUUUUCCGCUGCUGGAGACCAACAAAGCAAGAACCAACACACAUGGUGAAUGAUCAGGAGUAUUUUAUCAGUAAUGGAGAUGGAAAUGACGGGAUCAAAAGAGUAAAAAUUAGGAGGAAUUCCAUGUCACAGGAUUUCUGGAACUGUGGAGUAAAUUUUUUGGAUGCCUGGUCAGCGUCAGAGCGCAUGGGGAACACACUUUGUGAGUCUGUUUAUGUGUGAGUGACACUAACCAGCCGGUCACAGCCACACAGUAACCUCUGAAACCGUUAACAGUCCUGGAGAAGGAUGCCUUCCCUGCAUCAUGGAGCAAUCUUCACCGGAGCCUUCCUCAUUGUGACUGGGGGGUCCACAGCCUUCCUGACUUCAUCCCAGAGUCGCCUGCAGGCUUUCUCCCUCUGCUGUGUGGUGCUGGGGGUGGUCAUGCUCAUCCUUGGGUUAUUUUGGGCUAUGAACAGCAAAAGUGCUGCUAAUUACAACCACAGCGAGUACGACCAAGAGUGCCCGCAUUAUUCGUACGAAUACACCAACUACCCCGGCCAAGCCUACUUCACUUCCCCAGGGAAUCGGUUCCCAGAGUCCCAGUCAGUGUUUCUGCCCAGGACGAUGGAGCGCCACAGGCAUGCUGCUCGAGGUGAAGAUUUCGACUACCCCCCAAUGAUUAUGGAAUCUGGUGGUUUCAGUCCAACUCCUCAUCCUCCUCCAUGGCUGGGACCCCCACCUCCAUAUGAGGUUGCCAUCAAGACAACAUGUAGCUCCACACACCUGCGGCGUGCAUACUCAGACACACACCUGGCAUCAGAGCCCUUGUUUGGACAGUCAAGGGAGAUCAGCUUUGAGGUGUGAUGACUGGGGAUCCUGCUCAGACUAUGCUGUAGUUUUCUUUUCAUAGUAACAAACUUUUUCACUCACUUGAAGCAUGGGUCUUUCUUGGUCUUAGCAUGCUUUCUGCAAGUUUCCUGUAAUUUAAAUUAUGCAAUGAUGCUAAGGUUAAAUGCAUUGAGAGUAUAUAUAAAAGGGGCUGAAGGGAUGCCACACACUGGUUGCAAAGUCCCAUUUUGAAGCCUCAACUUUAGCACAACGAGCACAAAUAAUUUGCUUAAAAUGCUCCAAAAGGCACAAAACCUCAUAGAGAGAUUUAGAUCAAUGGAAUGACUUGAAUUAUCAGAGCUGAAGCCAAACACCAAAGCGCCAUCUGCUCACCCCCACCUGCAAUAAUAAUUACAACUUUAAGCCUUAACGUGUACAGUUGAUAAAAGGCGAGAUUUAGAGAUGAAGAUCAAAACCGUCUGCUCUACCACGAUGAAAACAUUUACUUUUUCCUCUCAUGUUCUCAUAUUUCAUCAACAAGCAUUUCAACAUGGGAACCCCUCAGGUUUGGAGCCAGCCUUAUGUAGUCUUUAAAGGAACUUCCAUGUGGCUUCAUUUUUCAACCCAUGGUGUUGCCACUUGGUUAAAUUUCUAUCCAUCAUUGGAGGCUGGAGCUUAUUUCAGUGGUCUUGGGACAAGAGGUGGGGCUAACACAAAGAAACAUUAAGCUAAGAUGCUUUCAUAGUCUUUGGACUGUGGGAGGAAACCGGAGUACCAGGAGAAAACUCACAAAGGGAGGCACAUGAAAAACAUGCACACUCCACACAGAAAGGCACCAGCUAGAUUCAAAACCAGGACCUUGUUGCUGCAAAGUAAAAUCUGAAUAACAGCACCAUUGUGCUGGUCUUGGUUAAAUGCAUAAGAUACCAAAUUCAUCUUUAUUUGACCAAAAUAAAGCACAAAGGCUUUUUAAACUAACACUGAUAUAUUUAUACACAAGAAAUUCAAUGCCAGGUCCUGUGGAUGUGAUGCAGGCAGUCACCCAUCUAUGCCUGGACUACCUAAAUGUCUGGAUCUUUUGCUGAGGAAUUGCUCUCCAUUCCUGGAUGAGUGCAGUCUGCAGCUGCACAGUCGUCCAUGGUUGUGGCUGCCUCUGUUCAACAUGUUCACCCAAUAGUGCCAAUAUUGCAUUUUGUUGAGUCAAAAUGUACACAAAAGUCAUGGUUUUAUGAGAGGCUACAUGUUAGUUUAAACAGUAAAUUCCAGCCUUUAUGCUAAGCUUUCCCACACCAGAAACAUUAAGCGCCAUGGAGACUUAACGAAAAAGAAAACCUACAAAGUACUGGGAAUGCUGUAUUCAUCAUUUCUUUAAAUUUCUGUUUGACUGAUCUGGACAACUGGAUAAUCCUCCUCUGUGGGAUGGGGAUUGUGGCUUUCAAACAAUGCAGAUGUUCUCUGGGAAUAGCAAUCCUUCAGUUCAUGUGCCACACAUGUACUCAUCAGCUCGGUGAGGGCAGGGGAACGAUGACUCAUCUAACCAUAUGAGUUUUUCCACUGCUUGAUAGACCACUGCAGCUCACUGGCAAUGCUGCAUGAGUUUCAAGGGUUACAAAAUGACCUAUUGUGCCCUCACAGUUGCUGUCAUUAGAAGGAUCCCUUUGUGCGUUCGCAUUUUUAAAACAUUUUAACAUGACUACUGUUGUUGUAAUACAGUGCAACAUGGAAAUCAACUAUUAGAUGCCUUAAACAUAUUUCUCUUUAAGCAUGUGACAUUCAGGUGCUGUCUGAAAUCUACAACUUUAAAGAUUUGAGGAAUGGAUCAACCCCAAAUGCCUUUAUAUGCUUUUAGUUUUUUAAAUAGAAUAAAAGUUAAACAAGGAAGUUAGGGAAAGGAGACUUUGAGCAAGAAAGACUUUUCAGAACAGUUCAAACUGGGAAGCAGAAAAGUACCCUUCUGUGUUUAGAACAUAUCAAUCAAAGAUAGUAAACUAGACAAAACUAUGGUGUUAAUCAUGAUUAUGUUUGUGUCUUUUGUCUCUCCAAGUUCAUUUUCAUUCUAUCGUAAAAUUUAAAAAAAAAAAAAGCCCUGGAUUUUUUUUCUGUUCUUGGUCAUCUGCCGCGUAUCAGACUGCUCGUCAUUUAUUCUUCACAGUUUAUUAUAUUAUAAACUACAGUGACAUAUGAGCACCUCUCAAACGGAACAGCUGGCUUCAGCUAACAUGAGUCACAGGAUCAUGGUUGUCUCACCGUGUAGCUUGGAACUGUUUGUUUAGCUCUGAAUAUGCAUGUAUCUGCUAUGCGCUUGGAAAAGGCAACUCAAGAGAGAACUGUGCAUUGAUUUCAGUCUCUGUGAGAGUGUGAUUUCAACUUUGUUUAAUAAAAACAAAAAAGCUGACAGUCUCAGAUGUUUUGAUUGUCUCAUUAACCAGGAAAGAUGACAGGAUUUAAGGCUGUACUGCCACACUGCCGUGUAAUAACUGAAAAUAAAGCAUUUAGCAUUUUUUGGCAAGUAUAAGCGUGUUUCCAAAAUACUGCAUUUAUAAAUGCAAUUUGCAGACUUUUUUGUGUGAUUGAUACAUUUGAUAGAGAACAGAUCAGAAAACA